AUGCAAGAGUAUAGAAAACGGGGUGGACGUAAACAUAUGACAGUUCGUAUAAUAGAAUUAUUAAAAAGCUUUUUUCAUGCUGGUAACAUUGAUAAAAGUGAACGAUAUACUGCAAAAAACAUGCUUGAUGUAUUAGAGAAAAAAGCAGAAGUUGGUGAAUUAGAAACUAGUGAAGUACCAAAGCUCAAAACUAUAGAAAAUUGGAUCGGACGUUAUGCACAGCAGUAUAAAAAAGAUUUAGCUGAAAAAGCACAAAAUUU
Molecule: messenger RNA, 260 nt
Organism: Racocetra fulgida
Lineage: Eukaryota; Fungi; Glomeromycota; Glomeromycetes; Diversisporales; Gigasporaceae
Source: the annotation of a GenBank genome assembly